Molecule: messenger RNA, 2401 nt
Organism: Danio rerio (zebrafish)
Lineage: Eukaryota; Metazoa; Chordata; Actinopteri; Cypriniformes; Danionidae
Gene: s1pr5a
Product: sphingosine-1-phosphate receptor 5a
Biological process (GO): sphingosine-1-phosphate receptor signaling pathway; signal transduction; G protein-coupled receptor signaling pathway
Cellular component (GO): membrane; plasma membrane
Molecular function (GO): G protein-coupled receptor activity; sphingosine-1-phosphate receptor activity
Source: RefSeq, marked provisional
CGCAGGACAUGAGGGAGAAAUAAAGGAGCAUUUGUCAUUUUCAUUCUUCAAUACUUCCAACUUAAAAGUUCCCUCUGGUGGCAUUGGAGGAUAUAGCAAAGCUAUGAUUUAAGCAUCAACAAGGAAAGGAGUGCAUAUUUCGCCUUAAGGAUACUAUAAUACCCUGUUAAAUCCUUAAGAGAUUGCUUUAUGUGAUUUGGUGGAAUAUGGCAAUAAGGACUACCUGUUCAACAGAGAUCCAUCAGCGAGUCUUUUAAGGUCAGCAGAAGUGAAAUGGAAGCUUCAUACGCUGCCAGUGCUGCCAUCGAACCGACUCCACCACCCAUGACCUCAUCCCCAGGUUACAUGUUCAGCAUGUUUCGGGAGUACCAGAGCAAUGCGGUUAUCAUGGCCCAUUACAACUUCACCGGGAAGCUAAAAGAGAAUAAAUACCGGGAUGGACUGAAACCCGAGGCCAUUGCGUUUCUCAUCAUUUGCCUUCUCAUUGUAGUGGAAAAUGCGAUUGUUUUGGUGGCAAUAUGGAAGAACAAAAAAUUCCACAUGCCAAUGUACUACUUACUCGGCAGCUUGACGCUGUCUGAUCUGCUUGCCGGUUUCACCUACAUGGUGAACAUCGUGACUUCAGGGGCAAACACUCUCAAAAUGACUCCAGUGCUGUGGUUUCUUCGAGAAGGUGGUGUGUUUAUCACUCUUGCUGCAUCUGUCAUCAGUCUCCUCGCUAUAGCUAUUGAGCGGCAUGUCACGAUGGUCCGCAUGAAGCCGUACCAAGGAGCCAAGCGUGGCCGGAUGUUCGGUUUGAUCGGUGCAAGUUGGCUCUUGUCAAUUCUCCUCGGCAUUCUUCCAAUCAUGGGCUGGAACUGCAUAGGAAACUUGGACGAAUGCUCCACUGUCCUGCCGCUUUACGCCAAGAGCUUCAUCCUUUUUUGCAUCACUGUUUUCACCCUAGUUCUGAUGUCCAUCGUGGUGCUCUACGUGCGGAUAUUCCGCAUCGUCAAGUCCAACACCCAGCGGUUAGGCUUUGGCACGCAGCGUAAAGGAUUGGCGAGGAAGUCCCAGAAGUAUCUGGCUCUGCUGAAGACGGUCACCAUCGUUCUUGGCGUCUUCAUCGCCUGCUGGCUGCCCCUCUUUGUGCUUCUUCUGCUGGACUUCUCCUGCCCUGCUCAAAGCUGUGAGGUGCUGUUCAAGGCAGACUACUUUUUGGGCAUUGCCAUGAUCAAUUCGCUCCUCAAUCCCAUCAUUUACACCCUGACUAGUAAAGACAUGCGCAGAGCCAUUCUAAGACUGGUCUGCAGCUAUUGUCUGCUAACAAAAGAUGGACAGGUCAAGAAGUUUGGCAUGCCGUUUCUGGAUUGUAGCACCAGUAGGGCAGAAGUGCCGUCACACAGGCUGGAAGGCCUGGAGACCACAGUUUCAUCAGGGAACUUUACACCAUCUACUAUUAAAGCCAUUUACCCAAGGAUACUUAAGAGUUGAGGAGAAAGAAGAAUGCAUUAGUUUUGAAUAAACCAGGUUCUGGUUUACUUUGAAUAUUUAUUUUAAAUAAAACUGCCAAGUAAACAAGUCUGAAGCAGAAGUCGGAACUCAUAAAAGUCCUGUUUUGGACUUCAGACUUGGCUUCCUCCACAUGCAUUCAAGCAAGCUAUGCGGCUGCCAGAGAAAGUGGUUGACCAGACAAGAGGAAUUUUUGUACUGUGAUAAACACCAGUGUUUAAAAUGGACUGUCUGAGGGUCAGACUUGCAAGUCAAGAGCUACAGUGCCUUUGUAAAAAUAGGAUUUUGAACAGCAAAUAACAAGCAGCUAUGCAGCAGAACGAUGCAUUGCACAAAAAUGCUUUGAAAAGACGUCUUCUGAUGUUAUACGAGACUCUCGUUUUUAUUUUGUAAAAAAAAUAUGAGUUUGUGUAACGAGUCAUUUCCACCUCCAAACAACAGCUGAAUUGUUCAGAGACUUUGUGGAGAAAAUGACAGGUUGAUAAAGCACAUUUGUUCAUGGGUAUUUUAAAAAUACAUUUUGUAAGAGGUUUCGUUCUUAUAAUGGUAUUUUUGGGAAAUACUUUAUUCCUGUUUAAGCUCACCAUACACCGUGGUCUGCAUUUACCAAAAGAGGAAAUUCUAAUGGCAUUCAGUGGCACAAGCUAUAUAUAAAUAUUGUAUAUUUUAUAAAUAUUGCAACAAAGUUUUGUAUGCUAUUUUAUGGAAAGCCUACAUUUAUGUGUAGCAAUCUGUCAUGAUAAAAACAGCACUGACAUUCAAGCAAUAUUGCAUUUCUGUAAUUUAAAAAGAAAAAGUGUCUGUGUACAGAAAACGAUGCAUUAGUACGUGUUUAAAUGUAUUUUGUUGGUCCUAAAUUAUAAGCCUUAAGACAAACCUUUAAGUGCAUUAAUUAAAAGUGUUUCUUAAA